GAGACGGGGUUACUAGCGGACAGCACCACACCCCGCGCACUCUCGUCUCUCAGCGUCUCUGCGUCGGCACGCAGACGCCGUGAGUCACGUCGUGUCGGAGCGCCGACACCGGCGGCAGCUACAUAGUAUCGGCGGCGGCGGCAGACGGCAGACCGAGCAGCCGCGCGGUGUUGCUUACAGAUUGCGCGUGGCGGGCGUUCGUGCCGGACCAAACGAGGAGCCGGGCAGUUGUUGCCGGUUUCAGGAAGCUGGUGGCGAGCGGGGCAACAAUGACGCUGAGAAGCCGCCGUGUUUCUGCUAAGUCUUUGGAUGAGGAUGAAAUGAGAUCUUCAGAGGUCCCUGGGGCGGACUGCGCCAGAUUGCUCAGUAAUGGAAAAGUAGAUGCUGACUAUGCAAUCAAUAAAAAGAUGCAACUGAAGCGGAAGGCUGAGCAAAUGAAGACUGAUUUAUUGAAACAGUUUGAUUCUCAUUUUAACCAUUUUGUGGACGAUUUGAUUGAAGAAUCUACCACCUUGGAACCCUCUGUUACUCCCUUCUUGUCUGCAUCCAUGACUAAAGAUCAUGCAGUUACGGCUAACAGACAGACAAGGGCACCCCCAGAAAAGGGAAAGCACUUCAUGUCUCGUCGAUCUCUGCUUGAUGAACUCUUCCAAGUGAAUCACAUCCGAACCAUUUAUCACAUGUUCAUCGCUUUACUGAUUCUGUUUAUUGUCAGUACCCUGGUGAUGGACUUCAUUGAUGAAGGAAGGCUGGUCCUUGACUUCGAUCUAUUGGUUUAUGCCUUUGGGAGGUUCCCAAUUGUCAUUUCCACUUGGAUUUGUAUGUUCCUGUCUACACUACUCAUUCCGUAUGGCUUAUUUCUGUUGUGGGCAUCAGGAUACCAGGCAGCAAAACACAAGGUUCUGCGGACAAUGUUCUGUGGUGCAUUGUUCCUGUCAUUUCAGACACUAGGAUUGUGGGCUGCCCCAGUUUAUACUGUCAUCCAUUUUCAGCUACCUCCUGCCUCCCGCUUCAUUGUUAUCUUGGAACAGGUCCGCCUGAUGAUGAAAGCACAUUCCUUUGUACGGGAGAACUACAGUAGAGUGGCAGUGAACAGAGAGAAAAAUAGUGGAAUUCAGCAGGUACCACAGUUUUCCCACUACCUCUACUUCCUUUUUGCUCCUACUCUCAUCUAUCGGGACAACUACCCCAGGAAUCCUACAAUUAGAUGGAGCUAUGUUGCUACAAAAUUUGCACAGGUGUUGGGCUGCCUAUUUUAUGCUUACUAUAUUUUUGUGCGACUUUGCAUUCCAUUGUUCCGAAACAUCAGCCAAGAACCAUUCAGCUUGAAAGUCCUGGUUCUUUGCAUUUUCAACUCCAUUUUACCAGGUGUGCUUGUGCUGUUCCUGGCUUUCUUUGCAUUUCUCCACUGUUGGCUAAAUGCCUUUGCUGAAAUGCUGCAGUUUGCUGACAGGAUGUUUUAUAAGGACUGGUGGAAUUCCACAUCCUUUGCAAACUAUUACCGGACCUGGAAUGUAGUGGUCCAUGACUGGCUGUACUAUUAUGCUUACAGAGACUUUCUCUGGUUGUUCACCCACCGGUUUAAAGCUGCAGCUAUGCUGUCAGUCUUCACGGUGUCGGCUGUGGUCCAUGAGUACGUGUUGGCUGUUUGCUUUGGUUUUUUCUAUCCAGUGCUCUUCUGCUUGUUCAUGUGCUUUGGAAUGGCUUUCAAUUUCGUCCUGCAUGACCGUCGGAAAGGGCCUGUUUGGAACGUGGUGAUGUGGACUUCGCUGUUCCUGGGUCAGGGCAUGUUGGUGUGUCUAUAUUCUCAGGAGUGGUAUGCCCAGCAGCACUGUCCUCUUACUAAUCCAUCCUUCUUGGAUUUGUUGAAACCCCGGUCUUGGACCUGCCGCUUAAAAUCAUAAUGGAAAGAAGCUACUGUCCUUGAAUCUACAGAAAACUGGGAACAUUUCUUCGGAUUGUGGCAGCACUUUUCAUAAACCAAAUGAAUGUUUUUCUUUCACCGGAUAGUGCCUGCUUCUUGUUCUGUCUGGGGUUCUGGUCAUAAAGUUGGACAUUUUUCUGAAACAUUAAUCACAGGACAAAUACCAAUUUAGUGCUACACAUACUGUAUUAAGUAUCAGACUUCUCUGUUUGGAGGUGGGAGGAAUGCCAAAAACAAAACACUGAAGAGGGACAUAAAGGUUUUUAAAAUUACUUCUCCUUCCCCUCACAUUGCCCCCACCAGCCAUACAAAAUGAAGAUAAAGUUGAAUUUGAAGGUUUACGUGUUACGAGCAAGGAUACAUGCAUAAAUAAGUGUAGAGGUUGUGUGUCAUUUUUAUAGUUCAAUACAACAGUGCAGCUUGAAGAUUAAAUGUUGUUUAGCACUGUAAUGCAUUUUGUGCCACAAAGAUGACAGCCAGAUUUGAGGCCAGCAUUCCUAUUGAUACGUUUCAUACCUUGAUUAGCAGCUCACAUGGAGAGAAGCUGCCAAUGUUUUGAGCCAGUGACUUUGCUGAGUAUUUCCAGCAAAUUCUACUUUUGUUUAAAAGUAUACUCCUCAGACCUCCUGAACAAAUGUUUCUGCACCUUACCCUUUUGUGUCAUAUCCAAUUAAACUUUUUUCAAUGCAUUCCAGUCAGGAAACUGGGAAUGAAAGUGGGACAUUACUCGUCUCAGUUAUACAUAUUUGCUUACUAUGCUAGAUUCACUUUGAUAGAUUUCAAAUACAAAUUGAUGGAAAACAGGAUGUACUGUAGGUGUUGGUGAAUAAUUUCACUAUUGACAAAGCAAAGUAUUUAUUUUAAAAUGGGAAUGAUUGUAAAUAAACUUUGAGUAUUCUUCUCAUGAUGUCUCUAGCAGCAAUUGGCUGUAUGCUCUGUUUCUGCACUCAUGGGUUUUCACCCUAGGACAGUAAUUGUUGAACUUAUUAAUAUGAAGGAAAAUAUUGUCAACAGCAGAAUUAAUUUUGACAAUGUAUUCUGUCUUAAAUCUAUGUAUUUAAAGUUCCAAAAUCCUGUCUGCUUGUUCAGUUGUGUCAAAUUGGCUGCACUAACCCAAUAGAACAAAAGUAUCCUGAAUCUAGUGUAGUAAGUUAUUUGUUAGAAGAAGUUAAGAUCUUGGAACAUUACGCAUUAAGUUUUGGUUAUGAAUCCAGAAAUUGAACCGAAAAACCUGCUAUUAAGCCGGAUCAAGAAAGUACCUCAUUUGAGUUGAGAGCCAAGAGAUAAUGGUGGCUGUUUAUUAUAAGAAACAUUUUUGUAUGCAUUUUAUUGUACUUUUUCUGUACUUUGUCCUGUUAAUUGAAUUCUUGGAUUGGAAGCAUAAUAAAUUGAACUCCCUAAUCUUUUCA
Hypanus sabinus (Atlantic stingray) is the source of this 3333-nucleotide messenger RNA. RefSeq names its product sterol O-acyltransferase 1 (gene soat1). Lineage: Eukaryota; Metazoa; Chordata; Chondrichthyes; Myliobatiformes; Dasyatidae. Gene Ontology annotation, biological process: cholesterol metabolic process; cholesterol efflux. Gene Ontology annotation, cellular component: endoplasmic reticulum membrane. Gene Ontology annotation, molecular function: fatty-acyl-CoA binding; cholesterol binding; cholesterol O-acyltransferase activity. The transcript is spliced from 16 exons. Bases 270 to 1904 code for a protein of 544 amino acids. The record is from RefSeq and is a predicted model, not a curated record.